AUGGAAGUACAACCAGAAUCUGCUAAAAGUGCAACUGGAAACUUACCAUUGUACGCAAAAUUUACAUGUGAUGUGCAGUUAAAAGACACAAUUAGAACACUUACGUACUUCGUUACAACGAUCGAUUUGAACGUAUUCGGAUUGGACUGGAUAACUGCUUUUCAACUUAGCGAUAUGACGCUUAAUGCUAUUUGCAGCCAAAUUUCAACAACAAAACAGAAUGCUAUGGGUCUUUGUAAUAAAACUAAGGCACAUUUAUGUAUUAAACCAAACUGUCAAUCUGUUUUUCGACCUAAGCGCCCAGUAGCAUACGCAGUUCAACAUUUGGUUGAAGAAGAAAUUAAGCGACUUCAAGAUCUCGACAUUAUCGCACCCAUCAAUUACUCUGACUGGGCCGCAUCAAUCGUAGUUAUCAAAAAGCCAAAUGGUAGCAUUCGUAUUUGCGCUGAUUUCUCAACUGGUCUUAACGACGCGCUUGAAUCUUACAAGUAUCCACUACCGCUUCCAGAGGAUAUUUUUGCAAAAAUUAGCAAUGCAACAGUAUUUAGUCAUAUAGACCUUUCGGACGCUUUUCUCCAAAUCGAAGUUGAUAGCAAAUCGCAAGAACUUCUCGCAAUAAACACGCAUCUAGGUUUAUUCAAAUACAAGCGUAUGGUUUUUGGCGUCAAAACUUUUUCGGCAAUUUUCCAACAAAUUAUGGAUAAAAUGCUUGCGGGCUUACAUUACGCAGCUGCUUACAUUGACGAUAUCUUUGUCUCAGGUAGAAACCAACAAGAGCAUGACAACAACUUACAGGAAGUUCUACAACUUCCUGAAAUUGCUUACUUGGGAUAUAUUGUUAGUAAAGACGGCAUUCGCCCAGAUCCAAGAAACAUUGAAGCAAUCAAGACAAUGCCUGCGCCAACCAAUCAAUCCGAACUUAGAUCACUCUUAGGUGCUAUAAAUUUUUAUGGAAAAUUCAUAAAUCACAUGCGCAAAUACCAAGGACCAUUAGACGAACUACUUCAAAACAACAAGCAGUGGCAAUGGACGGAACUUCAUCAACGCUGUUUAAAUGGUUUCAAGCAAAUUUUGUCAUCAGAGUUAUUAUUAGCGCAUUACGAUCCACUGAAAAACAUAGUAGUCGCUGCAGAUGCAUCUAACUAUGGGCUUGGAGCUUGCAUUUUUCAUGAAUCUGACGACGGUUCAAUGAAAGUAAUAUGUCAUGCGUCCAGAUCACUAACGCCCACAGAAAAACAAUAUAGCCAAAUAGAAAAAGAAGCUCUUGCGCUUAUCUUCGCGGUUACGAAAUUUCAUAGAAUGGUUUUUGGGAGAAGAUUCAAACUUCAAACAGACCAUAAGCCUCUUCUAGCUAUAUUUGGUGACAAAACUGGAAUUAAGGUCCAUCAAGCAAAUAGACUUCAACGUUGGGCAAUUAAAUUGAUUGCAUACGACUUCGAAUUAAAGUUUAUUUCAACUAACAGUUUUGGGUAUGCAGACGUUUUAUUACGACUCAUACAUAACACAAUCAAUCCUUCAGAAGACUAUGUCAUCGCUGCAGUAGAGUUUGAAAUUGAAAGCAAACAAAUUUUACAUAACUCACUUGAUAAGCUGCCGCUUACCAGCAAAAUGUUUACUUACGAAACAGCUAAGGACAAGGUUUUAGCUAAAAUUUUCGAAUAUGUAACUGAAGGAUGGCCAUCAAACUGCAACAACACUAAAAUGCCCACGAAAACAACUUUACAUCCUUGGCCAAAACCUUCUGAUUCUUGGGAACGGCUCCAUAUUGAUUAUGCAGGACCAAUAGAUUCAUACUUCUUUUUGGUCGUAAUCGAUGCGUUCUCAAAAUGGCCAGAAAUUCCAGAAAUGGCAACAAUUUCCAGCUUGAAAGAAAUUUUCGCUAGAUUUGGGUUACCGAAGACAAUAGUUUCAGACAAUGGUACUCAAUUUGUGAGUCAUCAAUUCCAACAGUUUUUAGCGGAAAACGGCAUAAAUCAUAUACGAAGCAGUCCGUAUUAUCCCAUGUCAAAUAUACAAGGCGAAAGGUUUGUUGAUACUUUAAAGCGAGCGCUCAAAAAGUUAAAUGGGAAGGGGCAAAAUGAGAACAGUAAAUCGCCAGCUGAAGUUUUACUAAAAAGAAAUAUCCGUAGUAAACUUAACUUGAUUAAAGAUAUCGCCAACGAAAAGUGUUUAGUUGAUGCAUUUGGCCUCUACGAAACAACACCUAAAGAUGUGGUUGAAAUAACUAACAAAAACAUGGUUGCGACUCCAGCUCAAUCUUUCAAUGAGAUUGCAAUUCCUCAAACUGAGAAGCACAAUGAGACAGUUGUUCCGUAUACCCGACCAAGGCGUACUAGACAUCCUAUUGACCGUUAUAGACCCUAG
This is a messenger RNA of Teleopsis dalmanni, 2364 nucleotides long. RefSeq lists its product as uncharacterized. The record is from RefSeq and is a predicted model, not a curated record. Lineage: Eukaryota; Metazoa; Arthropoda; Insecta; Diptera; Diopsidae. Gene Ontology annotation, molecular function: nucleic acid binding. Gene Ontology annotation, biological process: DNA integration. Bases 1 to 2364 code for a protein of 787 amino acids. The transcript is spliced from 5 exons.